AUGGCCACGGUGCCCUCUCUUGACCAUAUUAUCAUCAUAUACGCUCUAAAAUCGAAGCGAAACGGGGAACGCGAUUACCGGAUGGGAUUGCAUGAGUCGACUGCGAAGACCCUGCCUGGAGCGGCGAUGAGAUACAUCCAGUGGAUGUUCUCGUACUUGCAGACAAUAGAUGCGAUAAACUUCAUUCGAAGCUAUUUUUUGAUCACGGCCUGCACUAUUCUGCUUGCGAACAGCGUCCCUUUUGUUCGCAAUCGUUUCGUGACAUAUGGCCCACGGGCCACAACGCCAGAACCGAUCAACGCUUCCACAAAAGGAGCUCAAAAUGACGCCAAGCUGUCGAAACAGCCCAAUUGUGGAUGGGGAGCGUCUUUUCUUGACUAUAUAGCAUCGUGGCAAGUACCACAUAGCUUUUUCACUCAUUUUUACGUGGCAUCGGUAUUAUCCUCAGUUCUCUGGGGAGCUCAAAUCUACUUCAGAGGCCCACUGUUUCGAGCUGUAUCUUCACAGGUUAGAGAACAAAACAUUCAAAAGUCCAUGACACGCAACCAAGUUGUUCUGUGCUGGACGCUACUUUUGAUCCAAGGUGUCCGUCGACUGUGCGAAUGCAAUUUAAUGGCAAAACCGUCCCGAUCGAAAAUGUGGUUCCCACAUUGGGUUGUUGGGCUGGCAUUUUAUGUCGCAAUGGGGUUGGCUAUUUGGAUCGAAGGAAUACCUGCGAUCCAUUCUUCAGGCAACUUACUAAAUGAUGUGCGAUAUUGUGCACCAUCAUUGAAGACACUCGCUUUCCUUCCAGUUUUUACUAUUGCAUCCGGUAUCCAACAUGAUUGCCAUAUGUACCUAGCUUCGUUGAAGAAGUACACUCUUCCGUCUCACCCAGCUUUCCUCGCCGUCGUAUCUCCGCAUUAUACAGCCGAGUGCGCCAUUUAUCUAUCGCUCGUUUUCUUGGCUGCGCCAAAAGGAUCUCUUGUCAACAAGACUGUAUUGUCGGGACUGGUUUUCGUUCUUGUGAAUUUAGGUGUUUCUGCUGCCAAUACUAAGGAGUGGUAUAUGAGAAAGUUUGGUAAAGAAAGCGUGCAGCAUCGGUGGAGAAUGAUACCACGUCUAUAUUAG
Molecule: messenger RNA, 1110 nt
Organism: Paracoccidioides lutzii Pb01
Exons: 4
Coding region: 1-1110 (369 amino acids)
Biological process (GO): polyprenol catabolic process; dolichol-linked oligosaccharide biosynthetic process
Cellular component (GO): endoplasmic reticulum
Molecular function (GO): 3-oxo-5-alpha-steroid 4-dehydrogenase activity
Source: RefSeq, a predicted model, not a curated record